Pelmatolapia mariae (spotted tilapia) is the source of this 6841-nucleotide messenger RNA. RefSeq names its product glutamate receptor, ionotropic, N-methyl D-aspartate 2A, b (gene grin2ab). Bases 1215 to 5987 code for a protein of 1590 amino acids. The record is from RefSeq and is a predicted model, not a curated record. The transcript is spliced from 20 exons. Gene Ontology annotation, cellular component: NMDA selective glutamate receptor complex; plasma membrane. Gene Ontology annotation, molecular function: NMDA glutamate receptor activity. Lineage: Eukaryota; Metazoa; Chordata; Actinopteri; Cichliformes; Cichlidae. Gene Ontology annotation, biological process: excitatory postsynaptic potential; monoatomic ion transport; long-term synaptic potentiation.
UUCGCUUUAGAGAGAUGGCACCAGGUGAUGCCAUAAACGACGGAUGAUGCUGUGCGCCAUACCCCCUCUCGCGCUUUCGUUUCUUUUUUUCUGCCUGGGAGAGGACGCACGAGGGAAAGCGAACGACCCGGAGAGGGAGAAAACACGACCAGGACAGACAAGGAAGCGACAUGUCAGUUUUAACGAGCUGUGAAGUUGGAGUCGCUCUUUUUUUUCUUAGAGGGGUAGACAUGGCGAAAUUUCCCUAGCGCGCGCCUUCUUAACUCCCCACAUAUCUUUUUUUUCGUUUUUUUUUAUAAUGGGAAGAUGAAGUCACCCAAGUCUGCACCCCCUCACCACUGCCUCCUCUACCCCUUAUAUGUUUAAUUAACUAGGCUGAUGUGUAAGUACCUUCAGCUAGCGGAGCGUGGGCGGCCGGGCUGCUGCGGGGUAAAGACACUGUCGGGAGAAUAUUUCCUUCUUCCUCUCCGCCCGGACGGCUCGGUCGGCUGCCGAGCGUCACCUCGGUCGUGCGGCGCGGAAAGCUACAAAAAUAACUCGACCCGUUUGAACUUGUUCCGAAUUGUUUAGGGCGGCUUGGAGUGCGGUGCUCGUCGGAGAGCGCGUGAGGGGAGCAGCAGCAGGAGGAGGAGAAGAGGGGGGAGAGAAGGAGGGCAAGUGAGAAAAGAUAGGGAGAGAGAGUGUGUGAAUAUAUAUGUAUGUGUGUGUGUUUUGAUGUUAUUUGUGACGGAAUCCCCCCCUUCAGUCUCCAAGAAUCCGCGAGCGGCGCAAGGAGGAGGAGGACAGGAGAGGAGGAGGAGGAGGCGGCGCGCGGACCUGUCCACGAGCCCUCACUGCGGAACGCGCGGGGCUGCCGCUGGAGAUUCCAAACCAACGGUUAUUUUGGAUUCUAGAGUCUAACUGAUCCCCGCGCGCCAGGGGGCUUUUUCCCCCACCCCGUCUCUCCCGUUGAAUGGACGGCGUUUGACAUCUAAACCGAGAGGAAUACUACCUAUCUACGGGUGGGAGAGGUGGCGGUGGAGGGGGAAGUCUUCAGAACCAGACAGGUGGAUUUAUCCGUGUGGUUUCGUUUUUUGGGGGAAGGGAAAUUGAAUGGAGGAGAAAUUGAUGGAUUAAUCUGACGAAGGAGAGUCGUAUGCGAUUCCCACUCCUGCCGAGGGCACCCGAAUGGAGUAACAGGCUGCAAUGUCAUCUCCACCUGGCCGCCUGGAGAGAUGUGUCACGGGAAUGGGAUCAAGUUUGAACACUUUUCCUCUGGUUUCACCGACGCCGUAAGAAGGAACCAAAAUGCCAGUAAACGGACAGGUCACGGUGGCUGCCCGCACGGGCCCUCGCACCACGGCAGCACAAGUCAACAUUCAUCGCACGGACUCCGCAGAAGAAGGCGCAAAACCUCCGCGAAAACAACCCCGCAGCAGCCGCGCUUUGUGACACCGAAGGGUAUAAUGGGUGUAGUGGGCUGGAUGUUGCUCCUACUUUCCCAUAUGAUGGCGCCUGUGGCAUCCCAGAAGCCCCCAGGGCUCAGCGUGGGCGUGAUCAUGGGCCAGACGCGCGCCGUUAUCGACCAGGAUCUCCGACCACCUCGGCGCCCCGAAGACGCUCUCGAUGUUUCCGUGGUAACGCUGAAGAUGAACCAAACAGACCCAAAGUCUGUGAUUACACAGGUGUGUGAGCUUCUGUCUCGCACUCGUCUCCAUGGCAUCGUGUUUGCUGAUGGCACCGAUCAGGAGGCCAUUGCCCAGAUCCUUGACUUCCUGUCCGUUCAGACUCAACUUCCAGUCCUGGGAGUCCACGGAGGCUCCUCUAUGAUUAUGGCUGACAAGGAUGAGAAAUCCACAUUCUUCCAGUUCGGCGCGGCUCUGCAGCAGGAGGCUCUGCUCAUGCUUGCUAUCAUGGAGGAAUACGACUGGCAUGUUUUUUCUAUCGUCACAUCCAAGUUCCCCGGGUACCAGGAAUUCAUAAGCACGCUGAGGGUAACUGUGGAUCACAGCUUUGUGCGAUGGGACAUGCAGAGUGUGGUGACUCUAGAUGCUGUGGAUGGCGACCCAAACUCUAAAUCACACAUUGCACUCAAGAGGAUCCAGAGUCCUGUUAUAUUGCUCUACUGCUCCAAGGAUGAAGCCGUGUAUAUAAUGGAGGAGGCUCGGUCCUUGGGUCUGAUAGGAGCUGGUUACAUCUGGAUCGUGUCCAGUCUCACCACUGGCAACCCAGACUUUACCCCUGAGGUCUUCCCCCUGGGUAUGAUCUCUGUGUCCUAUGAUGACUGGGAGUACCCGCUCGAGACACGGGUGCGGGAUGGGGUGGGCAUCAUUUCCUCUGCAGCCACCUUCAUGUUGCGGGAGAAGGGAGAGCUACCAGAGGCCCAGAGCAGCUGCUACAGCACAGCAUCAGACAGGAGCCCGGGGAAGCUCCCACCUAGUGCCCUGCGCAGGCACAUGAUGCACGUGUGGAAUGAAGGCCGAGAUUUAUCCUUUACUCCAGACGGUUACCAGGCCAACCCAAAACUGGUGGUGAUCGUCCUAAAUGUGGAAAGGAAGUGGGAGAAGAUGGGCCGCUGGGAGAACGGGACGUUGUCGCUGAUGUUCCCUGUGUGGCCGAGGUAUAACUCCUAUGGGGACGAGGAUGCCGAUGAAAACCACCUCUCCAUUGUCACUCUGGAAGAGAAACCUUUCGUCAUUGUGGACAACGUAGACAUCCUCACUGGCACCUGCAUGAGAAACUCAGUGCCCUGCCGCAAACACGUUAAAAAUAACAGCACAUCAGGAGGCGCUUAUAUUAAGCAGUGCUGCAAGGGUUUCUGCAUUGACAUUCUCAAGAAGAUAGCCAGGAAUGUGAAGUUUACCUAUGACCUCUACCUGGUCACCAACGGGAAACACGGAAAGAAGAUCAACAACGUCUGGAAUGGCAUGGUUGGAGAGGUGGUGUAUAAAAAGGCAGAGAUGGCCGUUGGCUCGUUGACCAUUAACGAGGAGAGGUCGGAGGUCAUUGACUUCUCUGUGCCCUUUGUGGAGACUGGCAUCAGCGUCAUGGUGUCACGCAGCAACGGGACCGUCUCGCCUUCAGCCUUCCUCGAGCCCUUCAGUGCAUCGGUUUGGGUGAUGAUGUUUGUGAUGCUGCUCAUUGUCACAGCCAUCGCCGUCUUCCUCUUUGAGUUUGUCAGUCCGCUGGGCUUCAACCGCAACUUGGCCCAAGGCAAAGACCCACAUGGCCCCUCAUUCACCAUCGGUAAGGCCAUAUGGUUGCUGUGGGGUCUGGUGUUCAACAACUCUGUGCCUGUGCAGAACCCGAGGGGCACCACCAGUAAGUUCAUUGUCUCGGUGUGGGCCUUCUUUGCUGUCAUCUUCCUGGCCUCCUAUACUGCCAACCUGGCUGCUUUCAUGAUCCAAGAAGAGUUUGUGGACCAAGUCACUGGACUCUCUGACAAGAAGUUCCAGAGCCCGUACUCCUAUUCCCCUCCAUUUCGGUUCGGGACGGUUCCGAACGGGAGUACCGAGCGCAACAUCAGGAAGAACUACCCAGAUAUGCAUCAGUACAUGACCAAAUACCAUCAGACCGGCGUCGUGGAUGCACUAAUCAGCCUCAAGACCGGGAAGCUGGAUGCUUUCAUCUACGAUGCUGCGGUGUUGAACUACAUGGCGGGGAGAGAUGAUGGGUGUAAGCUGGUGACCAUCGGCAGCGGUUAUAUCUUUGCCACUACAGGUUAUGGCAUUGCCCUGCAGAAAGGAUCAUACUGGAAACGCCUGGUUGACCUGGCCAUACUGAGCAUCAUAGGAGACGGUGAGAUGGAGGAGCUGGAAGCUCAGUGGCUGACUGGGAUCUGCCACAAUGAGAAGAAUGAGGUAAUGUCCAGUCAACUGGAUGUGGACAACAUGGCAGGGGUCUUCUACAUGCUGGCCACAGCCAUGGGCCUCUCCAUCCUCACCUUCAUCUCGGAGCACCUUUUCUACUGGAGACUGAGAUACUGCUUCACUGGUGUCUGCUCUGGAAGGCCGGGCAUUCUCUUCACUAUCAGCAGGGGUAUAUGGAGCUGUAUCCACGGCGUUCAUAUAGAUAUGAAGAAGAAGGCACCAGAGCUGGACUUCAGUCCUCAAGCCAACAUGCUGCACCUGCUCAAGUCUGCCAAGUCCAUCGCUUUGCCUUCUCCCAAACGCAACACAGUCGUUGUGCAGCCCAGCAUCAUAGACAUGAUGUCAGGGAAAGGUAACUCCCUCCAUACUCUGCCUCAGAAGGGUCCUGGUCUCUAUAGCAACGCUGCGGGUCCACAGGCCUUCCUGUCAUUGUCCGGGAGGCACAAAAACCUCCUCAAUAAUGCUGCGCCAUUUCCUGGGCAACAAAAAGCUCCACCCCACCAGACCAGCCCCAACAAGCCCCAGCUGUCAAUCACAAAUGACAACGGCCAGACCCGCCUCACCGGGGCGGGCCUCACUGCAUCAAAGCCCCGAGCCUUGUGGAAGAAAAGUGUCGAGACCCUGAAGACUCAGCCGAGCGUCGUAUCUCCAGGCCACAGCCCCACCGCUGCAUCUGGGCCUGGACCGCCACAAAUGAAGAGCCAGCGCUACCUGCCCGAGGACCCACAACACUCAGACCUCUCGGAGUGCUCCAGUCGGCCACCGUCACACAAAGAUUCUGACUCCAUGGCAGCAAGGGGCGGAUUUAAGCCAAUCAAUCAACUGAGGAAGAGGGGUGGGGGCGGUGGAGGAGCAGGCGGUGGAGGUGGAGCAUCCAAGAUCUACUCCAUUGAUUCAGACCAGGCCAGUCUCCAGUCCGCUCCCCCAUACCAGCGAGACAGCCAGGGGGGAAGUGAUGAGCACCCUUACCCCCCUGACCUGUUUCCACCUGACAGCACAUACCCGCACACACACUCCCACCAGUCAGACGCACCCAUUUUGCAGCUGAGCGCCAGCCUCCUACACCACAGUCACAGCGCUGAGGCCGACCUGCACUCUCUGAAGGAUAAGAAAUACAGCACCUACACUCACAGCAGUGUGAAAGAGAAGGUCGGAGGUUCAUUCGAAGCUCCAAGCGCAGGUCCAGGGACGCAAAGUGUCAGGCCCGGCCACUGUCGCUCCUGCCUCACCAAGCUGAGCGGUUACUCUGGCCUCUACACUGUUCGCUCGCCACAAGCUCGCUGCGAUGCCUGCGCCCACCUGGGGAAUUUGUAUGACAUCAGUGAAGACCACCUGCACUCACACUACUCCCACACACACCCUCACCCACACAGCGCGGACAUGUUCACGCACUACCUUCCCCAGAGCGAGCUGGGCCUGGUGGGUGAGGGGGACGGGCUUGUCAGCCACUUUGAGCCCACCCCUUCCUCCCCGUCCCCUCUCCCCACCUCCUCCUCGACCCAGCACCUCCAGCUGAGUCGCCAGCACUCUUACGAGAAUGUGCUUCCGGACGGCAUUCCCGAGCGGCAGUCGCAGGCCCACCCCCACAUGCGGGGGCUGAGUCUGCCUGACAGAGAUAGGGAGAGGGAGCUGACCCUGGAUGAGGGGGCCUAUGCUAAUGUUCUCACAAUGCGCUCUGAUCGUCCGCUGAGCAGCCGCAGCCCCCCCUCUCCCUCACCCUCCCACCACCACAGUUUGGACACCCCGAUGCCUCUGCCACGGCGCUCGAAGAGCCUCUUCCCCGACCGCCCAUCCCACAACCCCUUCCUACAGUCGGCGCCGGGCACGGCACAACGCGAUCCCACCUCCCAGGCUACGACACGAAUGCCACAGAGAAAUUCCGCCCAUGAGCUCUAUAAGCAGCGAAUGCCUGUGUCACUUACCCUGGGUAACCAUGGCAACCAUCACUUCAACCAGCAUGGCAGCCAGGUCGACCAACAGGUGUUCUACCCUCCACAGGAGCCUCCCGUUGUGGCCUACAUGGUCCCACCUGCUGCCUCGCAGCCAAUGAGCUAUGUGACAGCGCCGCGGGCCUCGAGCGCGGGCGGCAACCGACCCCGGCUCUACCGCCGCAUGCCCAGCAUCGAGUCUGACGUCUGAGAGUCACACACAGCACACUAAAAAUCUCACUGAAACACACUAACACGCACGCAUGCAAAGAAAGAGGUGUGUGUGACCGGACGAGGCAGCUCUGAUUCUAAGCACAUGCACAAGAAACACACACACAGACAGACACGCACACACGGGUGAAAGGCGGGAAGCUCGGGACUAAAAAGGUUAACAGCGAGUAAAUAAAUCAUUGUUUUCUUUACCACACCCUCCAUAGGUCAGAGAUGGGAGGGCCACAGGGACAGCUGGAGGCACAAUACAAGAUGAAGAGAGUGUGUGUGUGUGUGUGUGUGUGAGUGUCAGUGUGUGUACCAGCCUCGAGCCGCGGGCAACGAGGCACGAACUGACAAUUUGUCCGACAAGACGGAUCGACAUCCUGUGGAAUACGAGGGACACUGUACACGGUUUCUUAACGCCAGCAGUGUGAUGUAAGGGAACUUGUGAUGAAGUGUUUGGAAGACGAGCCGACCUGUCACGCCCUCUCACCAGCCUCUUGGAGAUAAAGGGGACACACAAGAAACCCCUUUCUUUCUGAGAUUACACACACACGCAUAUUUAACCUAAACACACCCACCCCCUCUCUAGGACUCUCCUGUUGCACUAUGAUUUCUACAGUCAACCCGUAUGUUGUCUGAGCCUCCAAACUGCACUGCCAGCAUGGCUUAAAGAGUAGUAAACUUCACUUAGAGUAAUCCUUGACUUGAAUGGAAACCACUAUCUAUGUAACAGACCAGACCGGGCAGCGGGCAGCUGGUCAGGAAACAGGUCUGAGAAGUGUAUCAGCGCCCGCCUGCAGACGUACAAACACUCGAACACACACGCGUGCUGUCUGUUGUUACGGGGGG